AUGUACAGUUACUGUAAAUAAUGGAGGAGCUGCACAUUAUAGUCAAGUUAAGGUCGAUUUGCGUGUUCCUGUCAAAGCCCCGUCUGUAAAGUCCUUGCCCGUGAAAGUUGCUUGCAGAAACAAGACUGCCAAUGGAGAUUAUCGGAAGGAGCACAGAGAGAGGAGUCGCAGCCCAAUAGAGAGGGCUGCUGCCCCAACAAUGAGCCUUCACGCCAAUCAUGUGUAUGCCUCAAUCCCAAGCUUGACCAUGGAUCAACCUCUAGCACUGACCAAAAACAGCAUGGAUGCAACCCGAACAGUCGGCAUCACACCUACACUGACUUCUGUGGAACGGCAGCAGAACCGUCCGUCUGUAAUCACCUGUGCUUCUGCGAACAACCGGAACUGUAACCUCUCUCAUUGCCCCAUUGCUCACAGCGGCUGCGGCUCGGCAGUGCCUGCCUACAGGAGACCCUCGAGCACUACCACUGCCUGUGACCCAGUGGUGGAAGAGCACUUCCGCCGAAGCCUGGGCAAGAAUUACAAGGAGCCUGAGCCAGUGGCAAACUCCGUGUCCAUCACGGGAUCGGUUGAUGACCACUUUGCCAAAGCACUUGGGGAUACGUGGCUUCAGAUCAAAGCUGCGAAGGAUGGAGUCUCCAGCAGUCCUGAGUCUGCUUCCCGGCGGGGCCAGUCUUCCCCCUCCUCUCAUAUGGUCAAUCAUAAUCACUCGCCCUCCGUAGUCUCCUGAAGAGAGGACCGUUACGUUUGUGAAUUUGCAUGGUUUGACUGAGCUUUGAACAGUGCUUAAAUAGUGUUGGGGGAGGGGAGAUUAGUUUUCGACACAUGUUUUUUGUGUACUCACUUUUUGUUUGUAAAAGGGUGCCCUUAAAGAUGAUAGCAGGAACUAUUUCAUAAAGAUUCAUACAAUGUAGCAUCCUUUUUUCCUGCCUCAAUUACCAAAGAAACCUCUGAUGCAGAUCUGCUGCCCCUUAAAAAAAAAUAAUGCACGCUAAUCCACAAAAGCCAUUACACUUAGUUGGUUGACCCAAAUGCUUUUUGCUUGUAUUAGCUUCUCGAGACUAGAAUUUGUCUGGUUUGCUUACGUUGCGCCUUUUUUGUUUUGGGUUGUUUUUUUUUUUUCCCUCUGUGAAGUAAUUUUGUAUGUAUAUACUUGAAAAGAACUGUCAUGUAUGAUUUGCACUAUUGGAGGAGGACUGAAGUUGCACAGCAACUUUCUGGAAGACGCUAAUAUUUUGAGGGCAAACUGCUGAAAAAAGGGUUUAAGGAUGACAUUUCUAUCAGUUUGAUUUUUCUUAAAGCAAAACAGCUUUGGAAGGGGAAGUCUCAUACAGGUUAUAGGUCUUUCUCUCUUUAGAUUUCAGGUGCUUAGUGCUUGCAACUGGACUGCAUAAUUUACAGAACACGGGCAUUUUUUCCUAAACACUGCAGUUUGUUAGAAUAGAGCUGAGGUUGGAGGGUUCAAUAGUGCUUAACGAUGCAUGUUUUAUGAAAAAUAGCUGGUAUCUAUUAAUGUAUAGACAGUAAGAAUCAAUACUUAUUAGCUUUUCUUCAGAAUUAGUUUAUUUUUGUCAGUAACAAUCCUAGAUAUACUUACUGCUGGUACAGUUGUACUCUAUGAUAUUUGUAUUUGAUAUUCACUUUAGUAGCAGCCAGCAAAAGAGGACAGCCUCAGGACAGGCCUCAAGUGACGCAGUUUAGAGAUACACGAUGCGUGGUACAGGAUGCUAUAGCUUUGCGCAUGACUGAGUAAUUGUUUCUGUCUGCAGCGCUGUCUGCUCAACAGGAAUUUGCUUCCUAAAACUAAGUCUGUGUAAUCCACCUUGAACUAGCUGCAGAAACUGCUACUGUUACGUAUCUUGGCUGGACAACAGAUUGUUACAGUUUGUGAAAUAGGAUCUUUAAUUUUUUUUAAGCUUAUUCAUAAACCUAUGCCAAGUUGCAGCAUACAUUCCUCCAUUAGAGAACUUUAUACAGGUAUUACUGCAUUUAUUAUCAUUUGCUAUAUUAAUAGCUACUAACUAGAAAUUAGGCAGUAGAGGCAGGCGUAAAACCACAGCUGUGCUAGUACUAAGAGCUUCUCUUCUUCUUGUUCAGUGUAACUACUCUCCCCCGUACAUUCCAUCUUCCCAGUACAGUUGCAACUAGGGCUUUUUUUUUAUACUGGGUUACCUGAAAUGAUUGGUUCUGUGUAGAAAGUUUGAACUAGUUGGAAGAUGAACUACACGUGAUGUAUUAUGGACUACGUUACAGUAUUUGGUCCAUUGUGGCUUUUAUUUUAUGGUUUUUUUUAAAGUUAAGCUAUUUAAUUUGGAAAAGGUGCAGGGUAGAAAGAGAUCGGGAGAUUGGCUCUUACUCAUGUUGAGAAGGUGGCUGCUCAAUUUUCUUUAAAAAAAUUUU
This is a messenger RNA of Balearica regulorum gibbericeps (East African grey crowned-crane), 2400 nucleotides long. Lineage: Eukaryota; Metazoa; Chordata; Aves; Gruiformes; Gruidae. The record is from RefSeq and is a predicted model, not a curated record.